CGCUCCCUCCUCUCCGCGCGCCUUUGGGGAGCUCUCCCGUUGCUCGCCCUCCUCCUCCGACCACACCCACGAACAGGCUCUCGUAAUGGCGGCCGUCGUCUCCCCAGUUCGCCACGGCGGACGCCACUGAGCGGGUUCCCCGUCACGCAGAGCUCUUCUGGGAUACCGGCCGCUGUGGAGGCAUCCUCGUGCGGUUCGCGUGGACGCGAAUCGCGGACUCUUCCUCUUGUUGUCGAGAACAGUCGUCGCUCUGCUGCGUGAAGCGUUGGAGGAAGAAAAAAACACAAGAAGGAUAGCGGAGAGCGAGAGGAGGAACACGGAGGAGUGCCGCUGUGGCUUUGGUGAUCGCUGUGCCUGGCGCUCGUCGAACAUGGGAGAAGAAACGCAAAGCCAGCGGCCGAUGGCUGCGCGGUGACGGCGGUCAUCCAGGUGUGCUCUUCGUCGUCUUGCUGAGAGAAGCGAGCCGUGCUUGUGUGUGUGCGUGUGUUCGGUGUAGCGAAGAGAACGCUUUCGGAGAGCUCGUCGCUCACGUUUCCCUGUGGGAGCACCUGUACGCUCGCAGAGGCCAUGGGUUGGCGCUGCGUGUUGCGAGCAUGCCAUCGGUCGGCCUCUUCCUGGGCGCCGCUCUUCCUGCUGGCUCUCCACCUUCAGCACCAGGCUUCUGAUGCGCUGAAGAUAGGGCUCGUGAUGGGCGUGAACCAACCUCAACGUGUCGUCACAGCCUUUCGUGAUGUCAUCGAGUACACCAACCAGCGUGCGCCCGGUGACCGAUACAAGAUUACCCCACUGACAACGAGGGUUUUCGACAAUGACACAUUCAAUGUCACCAAUGACGCGUGCGGCCAGCUGAGCUCGGGCGCGGCCCUGCUCGUCUCCCCGGACGGCGGCAUGGUGCUCGAGGCGCUGGCGGCCGUCUCGGCGCGGCUCCAGGUGCCGCUGCUGAGCGCGUCGGCGGCCCGCAGCCCGUCCUCCCGCCUGACACGCUUCGGCCUCGCCCUGCGGCCGCAGGCGCACGGGGCGCUGGCAGCGCUCGUGCACGCCUUGCGCUGGCCGCGCCUCUUCUACAUCUACGACUCCGCAGAAGGUCUGGACCGGCUGCAGGAGAUGCUGGCCGCGCUGCCCGCCGACUACCCUCUGGAGGUGCAGCACGUGCGGCGCAUACGCGGCGAGAAGGCUGCCUUCGAAUUUCUCCAGGAGCGCGAGAACGAGCAGUGGGACACGGACAAGUUCGUGCUGCUCGACUGCAGCGUGGAGACAGCGCGCCGAAUCGUCCAGUACGCGUACGGGAAGCGGCGAGCCUACUACACCUUCCUCUACGCGCGAUACACGCUUCCCGAUGACUGGAAGGACAGCCAGGUGUACGACCAGAGCAAAGUGCUGGCGCUGCGUAUUCUCCACGAGGAUGCCAGUGGCCACCACAGCGCCGUAAGGGCGGCCAGCAGGGACUCGUACUACAGUUCUUCCGAGAGCAUCACGGAAGAGGAGGCCCUGGCGUACGACGCGACACUUGUGGUGAGCGACAUGCUGACACGGCUGUCGCGCGAGCGGCCCGAGCUGGGGCUCGAGCUCUACCAGGACGCCACAUCGGGCCAGAGCUCGCAGUGCUAUGGCUCGCCGCUUGUGCCCUACAAGCACGGACAGGCCAUCGUCGAGCUGCUCAAGAAGACCUCUGUCAACGGCACCACUGGUCAGAUUAUGUUCGACGAACAAGGCCAGCGCGUCGGCUACACAGUCGACGUUAUGGAACUCACGAUGCAACACAAGAUGCAGAAGAUUGGUUAUUGGUCUCAAGCAACCGGUUUCAUAAAACAGCCGGAUUCAAGGGGAUAUCAACCGACAUGGGUUGACCCAUCUGAGAAAAAACUCGUAGUCACUACCAUACUGGAGCCGCCUUUCCUCAUGUACAAGAACGCUAACGAUACCAGUGAUGACGAGGACAACCUGGAAGGCUACUGCAAGGACCUCAUUGCCAAGCUGAUGCGUGCGAUGGGCCGACAGUACAGCAUUCGUCUGGUCAAGGACAAUAAAUAUGGUUCUCGAGACAAGUCUGCGCAAUCUGGGUGGAAUGGAAUGAUUGGCGAGAUACUGAGAAAGGAGGCAGACAUCGCCGUCGCGCCGCUGACCAUCACGGCCGAGCGAAGCCGAGCCGUGUACUUCAGCGAGCCCUUUAUGCAGUCUGGCCUCGCGGUGCUCGCGCGCCGGCACGAGGCAGAGUCGCUCAGCGUGUUCAGUGUGUUCAGCUUCUUGCGGCCUCUCUCGUGGGAGGUAUGGCUGUGCCUGCUGUCUGCCUACGUCGCCGUCGCCGUGCUGUUGUUCGUCAUCAACCGACUCAACCUGGCCGUGGCUACUCCCCCUAAGGCACCCCCUGGACCCUGCAGCCACUUGUACAACAGCCUGUGGUAUGCCCUCGGGGCAUUCAUGUCCGAGGAGUGCAACAACUGCAGGCCCAAGUCUGUUGGCAGUCGGCUCAUCAGCUUCGGAUGGUGGCUCUUCGUCCUGGUGAUGUUAUCGAUGUACACAGCGCAACUGUGGGUGAAUCAGCCUUUCAGGGCACGUGCUCCUUCCGUGAAAGAUGUCAAGGAACUGGCUAUGCAAGACAAGGUAGAAUACGGCAUCGUCAGAGAUUCUGCCACCGAAGAGUUUUUUCGGCGCACGAAAGACACCUACUACGAAAGAAUGUGGGACUCGAUGGCUACGUUCAACAACACUAUGACGGCUACUAAUGAAGAAGGCGUAAAAAGAGUCCGCGAGUCCGAGGGUAACUACGCCUUCAUAGUGGACACCAUGAAGAUAAAGUACGCAACACAGAAGGCGCCCUGCGACCUCGUUCAAAUUGGCGACACAUUCCAGCCUUCCGGUUACGGCGUCGUUGUGUCGCACAAGUCGCCACUCAAAAAAAUACUGGACGUCACUAUAGCCAGGCUCCAAGAAGAUGGAGAGCUUUACGCUGUGUACAAGAAAUGGUUCGGGAAGGAAGAAUGUCAGCAGCCAGAACAGGGUGCCGUUCCGCUGGAGGUGACCAAGGUGGGCGGCUGGUUCGUCAUUCUCGGUGCCGGAUUGGUCAUUGCCGUGGCCGUGGCUGUGGCUGAGGUGUGGUGCAAGUCCCCCGCCAAGCCUAAGAAGGAAAAGAAGCCCAAGGAGCCAAAGGAGCCAAAGCCUAAGAAGGAGAAGAAGAAAAAGGACAAGAAAGAGAAGGACGACGAACAGAUCAAGGAAGAAGGCGUGGAGACGCAGCUCCUGCAGCCGGGGACAAACCCAAGCGCCUACACGGGAGGCUACGUGGGAGGAGCCGACCUCACCAUCGAGGAGGUGGGCGAAGAAGAGGAGGAGGACGAGGUGGUCAAGGUUCCCAUCGCCGACGUGGAGAACCUGACUGAUUCGGCAGAUGACAGCCGCGACAUCACGCGCGACGUGACAGCUGACCGCAUCGUUCCGCUAGCCGUCAACCCUCUGGAGAACCACCCGGAGAUAAAGUCCAUCGACCACAGCCCCGUCGAGUCACCCAAAGGGGGUGGCGGGUACGAAAGCUCCGAAGUCUAGGAAUCCGCCAUUUUAACGUUGCGAAAGGCCUUUUCGUGGGGACCCGCAACCAAGUCGGAGAGCGAUGCCUUUCCAGCACUGCCGGUGUGUCACCGAGGGAGAAGGAUGGGAGUACUUAACUGCUCCUGCCACGACAAAAAAGAAAAAAAGAAACAGUCCCGAUGCGGUUAAGCCGGCUGGCCGUGAGAGCCGUGGCUGUGACCUAAAUGAGCAACAUUGUUUUGACGCAGCAUACGCGAUACGGAACAUAUGCAGUCAAACAUGCACCGAACAGAUGUAGUGACAGCUGCACCUCGGUUAUGGUUGACUGCAGCUUGUUCCGUAACGGCGUACUUUGUAAACAUUGUCCUGUUUUUUUUUUUUUCGGUGUCGUUCUGCUAUCUCCCUGUCGGGUGACGCUACGGCAGUCAAAAACAGAACGAAUUAGGAUCCUCGCCCUGAGGCGCGCACUGGUUGUGAAGGAUCAGACAAAAAGGAAAGAGAAAUUGAGAACGUUUGCUCUAGGCUCAACGACACGAUGACAUUGAGUUUUCUCCCACCAGAUUAGGCAUUCGCGGGAACACAACAACUUGCGGUAUUCAUGCUUGCAGUGUUCCCCAAAGCAACAGCAGUGGACCUACAGAAAUGGAAUGUUGGUGGAAUUUAAGGAGCAAAUUCGUGGGUCUAACAGGCCUGUGUAUCGAGCAGAGCACAGAACUGCUGACUCAUGGUGCGUACAGAUUUAGGCAACGAGAAAGGCAACAGUAGAGAGACGCUUCUUACCCACAUGCUAGAGGAGAAAAACGGUUGUAUCAAGCAGCCAUUAUUGAAUGAAAGAAUUUGUGGGGCAGCAGCAGGGACGGCCGCCGCUCUGGAGCAACGCACACUGCCACUUCUUAGGAUGGUUACAAGCCAAACGUGUCCAUAUCCCAGUAUAUUCGUGCAGUGCACUACCUUCCCGACGUACAAAGAACGCACCAUUCAGCGCACUAUUAGACAUAUGUCUUUUGGCAUAGCACGAAUUUUUGCACCCGCUCCCGGAGACUAUGUCCGCACGUUCAGGGAGUUAGGGUUGCUAGCUAAAAUGGUACUUGUAACCUCACAGUGAAAAAGAAGCCACCUGUGGCGACAACAACACCGACUACCAUGAAAGACGCCAUGCAUUUUCUUGUGUGUGCGGUUUUCUGCCGCCUUGCUUCGAACGCAAGGAUAAUCUAUGCUUGCUUAAAGUUAUGAAGCUUGUCUUAGCCAAGAAUUCACAGAAGCUUGAAGAACGCCAUUCAGCUAUCAACGGGUGGCUUCUCGAAGUCAAACGUCAAGGGUGUGUGCAAAUUAAAGAAGCUUGCGCGGAGAAUUAAAGCACCACACUUUUGUAUAUCGUUAUUUGGCACGGCAAGAAAAGAUAAACAACACGGGCGUAGCCAGGCGUAAAUCUUUAUGCUGAGAGCGCCUGUUAUUGAGGUUGAAAUUAAAGCCAAGAUGAACAAGAGAAAAGCUAGUAGAAAGGAAGUGCGGAAUAAAUGUCACGGCCCAAAAACAUGACCGAUGUUCUUUCCAAAGAGGACUGAACAACAGCAGUAAGCACGUUGACUUCAGUUCUAUUUCCUUGAACACUGCUCAAUAGCUUCUGGCUGUGCCCACACUAUCGCCAAAUUUUGUCGAUCUUUUUUAAACAUCUUGCGUAGGACCCACAGUACUUUUCUACAAAAUUACAAGUUCAUCAAAGAGCUGCACCAAGCAGCAACACAGCAAACAAAGAACGGGCCGUUUACUUUUUACACGACUGUUCUCUAAACCCGAUUAAGUCAUACGCAAUCUUCACGGCAGUGAUACAUUUUCACCUCGCAAAAAAAAAAAAGUAGUGAUGACAACUCCGGUGUUUCCCACAGGCUGAACCUAUAUAGGGUGUCCGAGCUAGCGUUAGCCAAGCUGUUCAACUAAAAAAGAAAGAAAGACGGUGCAAGAUGCGAUCGUAAGACGUACGGUGCUCGACCUCUGAUGACUGAAUACCAUAGGUUUAAUAACUGCAUCUUGCAACGUGUUUUCUAAAUCUUUGUUUUCACUGAGCAGCUUGCCUAACGUUAGCUGGGACACGCGGUAUAAAAGAACCUCACACCCUUCAACCUAUUGGAACACUGGGUGAUGAUGAUUUGUGUGCGAAAUUUUUUUCACCACUAUACGGCAUUUUUCUGCGCCAGCGGAGGUAGUUCGCGUCAUACACACGUCACAAUAAACCCGCUACCGGCGUCCUCUAGAUACGUGCAUCCACGAAAUCUCCUACGGCCGUCCUGUUAUAUGGUCACGUGACGCCGGCGUAUACCAGCGUGUGUCGCUUCCGUAGAUGAUAACUGGCAUAGCCCUGUCUAUCGCUGGCUCCAGAACGCUAUAAAUUCGGCAUCGCCGUUGCAGGCGCUGUGUGCACAGAGAGAACAACGUGUAGUACGUUUUCCGGGGGUGCUGUCAAAGGGCCUUCCGAGCGUCGGCCUGUGUGUGUUUAGCUGGCGCCAUUUGGCUCCCCAUACUCUGCCUGCCUGUGACAUCAUCUAUCCGCACCAAUCGCGCUGGCACAUAGUUUCCGGUACCGCUUCGCUUGCUCCGUGGUUGUCGCCCCGAUUGUCGACGGAGUGUCUUCUUCUUCGAGGCCCGCAGGGGUCGCAGCCAUUGGCUGUUUGGUGACGCUCGUAACCGGUGGCGUUGUUCACGUUGCCCGUUACGGCGGCGGCGCCCAUGAGCACGCUCUGCUCAACUGUUGCACCCGCUGUACUGCCGUGUUCCGAGCGCUUGCCUCGUCACGUGCUGUUUGCUCAAGCGGUCGCACGGAGGCGCUGCCUUUCGUGCAGCGGUCAUCGUGGUGCGCGUUAGUGUGCAGUGAUACGCGACCACAUCUUAGAGGUAGAUCUUCAUUGGCGGGUGAGUGCGAAUCAUGUGUCAUUGUGCCACCUGUGCAUCAAUAUAAAGAGAACGCGGUGAUCCUCGCCGCGCACCCUAGGAGGCCAGCUGAUCAUUCGUGCACGUCAAAAGCUGUGCGCCCCGAUUGUGCUGCGUGAACGUUUCGAGUCUACGUAACGAACCCCGUGGCCCCCUCCCGCGCAGAGACCAAAAUUGUUCGUGUCUGGUGCAGUGGCUCCUUGACUUUCUUUCCUUGCUCUUUUUCUUUCACCCCCGCCCCCCUUUCUUUUCUUUACUUUUUUUUUGCUGUGGCAGACAUCUAGCGCACAAAAAGACAAUCCACGUCUGAACAUUGGCAUGAGUAUACACUAAUUGCGAAACGGGUAAUUGCACGUUAGUUAUAGCUUCAACGUGGCCAUGAGCUGCUUGCCAUAUUGGUUAACGACGACACACACGCUGCCAUGUAUAUAUCCGAAAGCCAUUGCGAUGAGUUGUGAGCAUUGGUGGCACCUGCGCCGGGUCGCAAGCAAGCACCGUCUGCAAUGUCAGCAACCCUGUCGAAUCAAUAUCCGCACACAAAAUUACUGAAAUUUCCUUUUCGCAAAGAGUGAACGCUUUCCGAAAUUCUGUAAAGCAUUGAUGUGGCCUAGAGCUUCGUCAUAAGCUGCGCAUUGGCAUAAGACAACUAAUUUGAGUCAAACAAGUCCAUUAGGGAUUAUUCACUGCACGUGCCAAAUCGCUGCGACUUUUCAGCAAGUCAUGGUAGCUUAGCGAAAAGUAAUGGAGGGACAAAAAGAACAAUGAAACAGACAAAUUUCUUUUAUGAAAAAGAAUGCCUCUAUCUGAACCAGCCAAGCUUUUAUGAGCCUGCACCCUUCCGUGUACGAUUUUCUUCAAUUCGCUGUCUUUUAAUGUCGCGUCUCCCUGUGAGACGACGAUGUGACGCUGCCCACACGCGCCUCAAAUAGUACGCAUAUCGAUGGGUGCCCUGUGAAUAGACACUUGAUACUAGCGCCCGUCCUCGUCAGUUUCAUCGUUUUUUGGUGUCCGUCUAUCACUCUGCGCCAAGCUAGCAUAGUAAGAAUGCAAGAUUAUCUAGCCCAACAGCCAAUCCUCCCGAUGCUUUGUGUUCGAUAUUUUUUUAAAAGCAACAUGUGUCUGUGUUUCAUAUUUUGUAUUUAAGAGAGGCAGAUAUGAACAUGCCAAAAGCAUAUGAGGCCGCGGUUCUAGUACUUUCACAUGAAAAGCAUGCAUCUGUACUCCUCCAACAACAACGCAAAAAUGUCCAAUAUAUGCUAAUGUUAGCAUAAGAUUGGCUCUCUGUAUAGCUACAACGUCUCGUAUUUUUUUCUUUUUUGCAUUUGUGGCUCCAAAGUAAUCAUGGUGUGCAUGUGGGUAGAUAAAAAAAAAAGUAGCGGCGAAAGAAACCCUCAGUCGGCACUGACAUUACUAUGACCAUUUCGAGUGCAUUGUUUGUGUUCCCCGUUCUUGCCGAAUUGAUACUCUGCUUCUUCUGGGUAUCCUGCUUAUCGUAUACCGAAAAUAGCAAGGAAUAGAAGAGAAUCACGUAGCUUAUUCAUAUUUUUUUUUUUGCCAUGCUCGGCUGAAAUAUUAUUGUUCUCAAGAAAACUUAUGUACCAUCGCAAACUUAUUUCAGUUCUGCGUAAACCCGUAAAUAGUUUCAAAAAUAUCAAAUUUGUGUGGACAAUACCCUGGCGUCGUUUAUUGCAAAGUCCCUGUUGUACUAUUUUUUGCUUGCUAAAAAUUCUUCUCCUUAUCUAAAGUUUCUGAAGUACUUGAACAUCGUUAGUAUACCUCAUUUUUUCUAAGAAUUCAAAAUCUGGCGAACUGUUUUCAGAAUCGAAUUAGAGCUAGCAGUGUUAUUUUUUUCUUUUUUUUUGCAUCUUUCGGAAAAGUCUCGUUGUACACAACUUGCAAAACAAUGACCUACCUAUGUGCAGAGUAUUGUGAUAAACAUGCAGAAAUCACCGUUUGUACUUGGACUAGUGGAAUGUCGAUUCCGCGCACCCGUCAUCGCUUUCCACUCGCAAGUACCAUCAGGAAAUGAUCUGACAACCGGUUUAGACAGUCUCAUUUGAACACUGGCGCAAUUUAGAAAAUCACAUAGGAGAACAAUUCAUGAUGUGAAGUGUGUUUGUACAGUGUACCCUGUAACGCUGCCACCAACAAAGGUCCUCUUGAUGUCAAGCAAAAUGCUCUUCUGGCAUUUUCGUCCCGAGAUCUACCUAUACUUCGCAGAUGUGGUUCUGUUCGGACUGCUCAAAUGCGUGGCGUAGAUCGUUGGCAGUGACCGCUUGUAAUUGGCCUCCAAAGCAAAGAAAAUAUGGGCCAUUGCAUCCUCGGCACCGGGGAUGCGGUCGACGUGGCACUGUAUUCGUACACGUUCUGCAGUGCUGACCAACGUAUUAGCUUAACGAAGCGUCUUCUACGGCGGCCACAGAUUUUGUUACGUGUGUGUUGUUGGUUUUUGUUUGUUUUCUUUUUUUUCCCCAGUGUACAACCGCGUCGAUUUUCUCUCUACAUACAGACAUACAUAUUAUACAUACUUAUACACAUAUAUCUUAGAAUGCAAGUCGUGCAUACCGCGUAUUACUAUUCUGAUGUAUACCUGUAUAUCGCGUACGUGAGGGUUUGCCAUGCUGGGAGGCUACGACUUUUGUAAAUGUUCAUGUUUCUCUCUGUAAAUUUAUAAAUGGUAUCGGUUUUACAAAAAUAAAGUGUCCUAAAUGGG
Messenger RNA from Dermacentor andersoni, 9160 nucleotides. Its product is annotated as glutamate receptor 3-like. NCBI's taxonomy places the organism in Eukaryota, Metazoa, Arthropoda, Arachnida, Ixodida, Ixodidae. Gene Ontology annotation, molecular function: signaling receptor activity; ligand-gated monoatomic ion channel activity. The record is from RefSeq and is a predicted model, not a curated record. Gene Ontology annotation, biological process: monoatomic ion transport. Gene Ontology annotation, cellular component: membrane.